AGGAACUUGAUUCAUUUGCGAAGGUGACCGCGCUUUCGUGUGCGCUGCGGCAUAAAUUUCCGGGCUGUUUUGUUGUCGAGGACUCCUCGUAGUGUUGUUGCGCGCAUAGCGUGUGGCGUAACUCCAAAACACACACACACACACAGAGAGAAGGAGGUAAAAGGAAAGCUACGCUUCUUUUUCAGAUGCAGUUUCCCACUGGCGCUCUCUGCAGCCGAGCCCUCUUUGUUUUCUCUAUCGUUUCUAGUUUGAAUUUUCAGAAACGCUCUCAGGGUUUUUUCAUAACCGCUCUUCAGCACGAUGGGCCUUUCUUCGUGGGUGGACAAUUCGAGCAUCCGCACACUGCUCUUUUACGGGGCGAUGGUGCGAUUUGUUCUCCUCGUUUACUCCGCCUUCCAUGAUCAUUUCUUCCGCGUGAAGUACACCGACAUCGACUACAUGAUUGUUGUGGACGGUGCGCGAGAGAUGCUGCACGGCGGCUCCCCGUUUGAUCGGACAACCUACCGCUACACCCCGCUGCUCGCAGUGCUUGCUCUGCCCGCCGCCCUCGUGGCCAACCCGCUCGGCAAAGUUGUCUUCACUUUGAGCGACCUCGGCGCGGCCUACUACUGCUACUCCAUUCUGCAGCGGUACGCAACGCCGCGCAGUGCGAAGUGGAUGGUGAUGAUUUUUGUUCUCUUCAACCCCGUCGUACUGAACGUUUCUACGCGCGGCAACAGCGACAUGUUGGUCUCCUUCAUGAGCAUGGGCGUGCUCGCGAAGUUCGCGGAGGGUCGCACCUUCAUGGCAGCCGCGAUUCUCGGCUUCGCGGUGCACUUCAAAAUUUACCCGAUCAUCUACGCUCUACCGCUGGUAUUGGGAGUGUGGGAGCGGGCUUCGCAGAGCCGCGUCGCACCUCGUCUUCUCCACUGUGCGCCGAUCGUCGUUGGUUGUGGUGUCUGCUUCACCGUCGCCUUUGCCAUCCCUACGUAUCUGUGCUACGUCUGGUACGGCCAGCAGUACCUGGAUGAGGCGUUCCUCUACCACGUCCACCGCGAGGACCACCGCCACAACUUCUCUCCUUACUGGCUGCUCAUGUACCUGAACAUGGGCCGGCGUGACCUGGGCGUCGGCGUGGACUACUCCGCCGGACUCUUUGCCUUUUUGCCGCAGUUUGCCGUGCUCUUCUACGCGUCGUGGAAGCUGCGUAAGAACAUCGCGCACGCGUGCUGUGUUGAGACGAUUUUGUUUGUCGCCUUCAACAAGGUGUGCACCGUGCAGUACUUUGUGUGGUUCCUGCCUUUUCUUGGCUUUGUGUUCUGCGAUCCGUUGCAGCCGAAGCUGCUGACGAACAUGGCCGUUGUGCCGAAGUCAGAGCGGGGGUCGAUUUGGUGGUCCGUGGCGAUUAUGCUUGCGUGGAGCGCGACCAUCCCGCUGUGGGUGUGGGUGGCGUAUCCGCUUGAGUUUGAGGGAAAGAACCACUACGGCCGCCUGUGGAUUGUUUCGUGCGUUUUUUAUCUUGCAACGGUGGGUCUCGCCGCGUGGCUGGGGCGGGUGUGCUACCGCACAAACAUGAGAAUUGUCGCGAAGGACGUGAACCCAUCCCGGAAACAAAUAUGA
Leptomonas pyrrhocoris is the source of this 1599-nucleotide messenger RNA. Its product is annotated as putative mannosyltransferase. The coding region runs from base 301 to 1599 and encodes 432 amino acids. The transcript has a single exon. Gene Ontology annotation, molecular function: GPI mannosyltransferase activity; alpha-1,4-mannosyltransferase activity. NCBI's taxonomy places the organism in Eukaryota, Euglenozoa, Kinetoplastea, Trypanosomatida, Trypanosomatidae. Gene Ontology annotation, biological process: GPI anchor biosynthetic process. Gene Ontology annotation, cellular component: glycosylphosphatidylinositol-mannosyltransferase I complex; membrane. The record is from RefSeq and is a predicted model, not a curated record.